CCUUCUGCAACAUCUAGCGACAAUAACACGAUCGAUGAGGACUGUCUGAACCUGAACAUAUGGAGCCCUCCCCCCCCUCUCCUUCCAAUUAUACCGGUGCAAAGCUUCCUGUCAUUAUGUGGAGUUAUCCGGCCAUGUCGACUGUGGCAGAUACGCUGUUCGACAGGGGGUGGUAUGGUGGAUCAGGGCAUCGUCUUCGUCAACCUAUAACUACUGCACUGGUCCAUUGGCUGGCUCUCUCACCCCGAGUUGUCUGCUGAAUUCAAGAAGGUGGCGGGCUCAAACAAUUCAGGUAACUGGGGCAUGCUGGACCAAUUUGCGGCCUGAAGUGGAUUCAUGACAACAUCGAUGCCUUCGGCGGAAAUCCGUCUCGUAUCACCGCCAUGGGCCAGUCAGCUGGCUCUGCUGCCGCACAACAUAUUCUCGACAGUAACCUGACCAGGGGACUCAUUACUGGGACUGUCAUUGAGAGUGGUGUCCGGGAUCCUGGCGAUCCACUGUGCACGAGUCUGGCUGAGGCCUACACCACGCUGGGUUGGAACAUACUUCUGGUUUCAACUCUGGACCACCGCGCGUUCGUCCCCGGUCAACAAUUACUUCCGGGACCAUGCUCCUCCGGUGCAAUCCUCCGGUGCUGCACAUGAGUCUUGAGGCCAGCUAUGUGUUGAAUAAUCUAUAUGCCACCAAUAAGCCUUGGGCCAGGGAUGACUGUUAUUUCUAGGAAGAUGAACGGGUACUGGGCGAAUUCCAUCAAAGUGAGAAAUCCUAACGGCGGCGGGCUCGUUGAAUAGUCAACUGUUAACUCGUCUAAACUUGUUCAGCAUGUGGGUAACGGAUGGGGCCAGGUGCCUGUUGCCUCCAAGCAGAAGGCGAACCUUUUUGAGUCUGGGUUCGACACUUUGGAGAAACAUUAGCCUAAUAAUAUCCUCCAAUGCCUUGAUGAUGUGCAAAUGCACAGGACCGUUAAGAAUAUAUAGCAUGCUUUCAUUCUUAAAUAUACACUUCUUCG
This is a messenger RNA of Aspergillus ruber CBS 135680, 1009 nucleotides long. RefSeq lists its product as uncharacterized. NCBI's taxonomy places the organism in Eukaryota, Fungi, Ascomycota, Eurotiomycetes, Eurotiales, Aspergillaceae. The transcript has a single exon. The record is from RefSeq and is a predicted model, not a curated record. The coding region runs from base 384 to 644 and encodes 86 amino acids.